AUGGGCACGGUAGAUGUUGAAAAACUUUUCAAGGAAAUCAAAAAGUUGAUGCCUGACUUCAAUCCCGCGCGCAUCGUUACCGAUGAGGCCAUGUGUUUUUAUAGUGGAUUUCGUUCAACAUUUCCGCAAUCAACAGCGAAGCUGCAUUAUUGCCGCUGGCACAUCAGUAAGAGUUGGGAAAAGAAAGUUAGAGAACUAGUUGAACCUCAACACCGCGCACAAGUGAACAUGGAGCUGAAACAGCUGUUGCUUGUGGGUCAGUUGACCGAUUUUCAACAGAGGAACGCAAAUUCACGGAUAGAUUGCUUAGUAGAGCUCCUAAUACGCGCUGUUGAAGAUCUUGCGGAUUCAAAUGAGAUUAAGGACCGGCGGCGCCUUGCGCAGGCAUCUUUUCGGACACAGCAGACGUCUAUAAGACAUCGCUCGGCACAAGCGCAGUACCAGGGAAAAUCUGAGAAAAUCACGUCGAUAGGCAUAAGGAAAUGGGAGGUCGAAGGAAGAAAGCCGGAUGCGAAGUUCAUAGUUGAGGACAAAGGAGGAUGCAUAUGUCCUCCAAACUUUGGUAAAAAUGUGCAUUGCCCGUCGUGCAAUGUGUGUCCAUACUCAUGGACGUGUAGCUGUUUGGACAAUAGGGCUGGCAUCUCAUGUGUUCAUCGACAUGCCGUGAAAAUGUUUGAAGACCAGAAUGCACCGUGUGGUGAAGAGCAUUCGCCAGCAGUGAUGGAAGAGCACGAAGAAAUAGCCUUGCGCUCCACAUCUAGCAGUGUUGUUAGCGAAGUGCAAAGCCGUAUGGACAUGAGGAAAAGCAUACGGAAUAAUAUAGAAAUGAGGUACUCCGUUGUCAGCACAAACGUUAAUAGGCUUGUAAACAGCGACACCCAGGAGGCUUGCGCAAAAUUGCUCGACAUCCAAAAUCUCAUUGAUCAAGCCUCAAAAAUAACACUGCUUUCCAGCUCUUUGGAACCUCGAAUUGCAGUGCGCCCCGAACUCACACGUUCAUUUACCUUUCAAUUAUCUGAUGCUUCGAAGAAGUGUCAGGCGGAACAAUUAAUCGUAGGAGAAGCUGCUGCAAUACUGUUCCCAUUGGUAUACGUUAAAGGCGAAUUCGUUGGAGGAUGUGACAUCAUGGUACAAAUGCACAAAGAUGGAGAGAUUUACGACUCUUUCGACUCAAAAGGGUUCGCAAGCAAGUAUGGAGAGGCAAAGUGA
Haemonchus placei is the source of this 1209-nucleotide messenger RNA. Lineage: Eukaryota; Metazoa; Nematoda; Chromadorea; Rhabditida; Trichostrongylidae. The record is from the annotation of a GenBank genome assembly.